AUGAAUGUUUAUUUUUUAAAAGAUAGUGAACUUGAGGCUCUUUAUGCUUCUUUGGAUGUCGAUACAGAAGAUCCCUCUAUUCGAUUUAAUGCUUUAUACGUCACUGGUACAGUUGAGCAAAUGACUACAUUUGAUAUUUCGAGAAUUUUUGCUUCAUUCAAACCAGAAACUGUUCGACCAUUUCAAACAAAGCCAUUGACUGCAUUUAUAGUAACUUUUGCAAAUGCUAUUGAAGCAGCUCAAUUAUUGCUUGAUAUGACAAAACCUUUGAGACGUGUACGUGCACUUAAAAAGCCAGAAGAAGGUGAAUUAGUUAAUAGUUCUGAUGAAGAAGAGGAAGAAGGACAAGUAAAGGAAGAGGGUGGAGAUGAUGUUGCUAUUGUUAAAGAAGGCAAUGCUCCAAAGAAUUGUUCGGCACGUUCGCGUCAAAUAAAUUCAGAAGCAGUAGAGGUUAAUGUGGAUACUGUAAAAGUUCCUCAAGGUAAAUGGAGGGUUGUUGUUCAACAUGUGCCUGCUGACAAGCUUAUUUAUGUGCGCUUAGCAAAUGGAGUUGAGCUUAGACAUGCUAUAUAUACGGCUAAAAAUUGGGAAAAUGACGGUGAAUACAACUACAAAAACACAAAAAUACGUCCAGGAUUGGAUGUAUUCGAUGAAAAAGGGAAGGAAUUGGAUUGGGAUUAUGAACAUGAUACACGAUUUUUUGAAGAAGAAAAAUCUCCACAUCCUCCCACAAUAUCUGAUGAGAAGCCACCAGAAAAUUUGGAACUUGGUGGAAUUAAAAUUCGUUCGAAAGGUCGAGGAACUAAAAAAUUCUUAAAAGCAUUUUCAAGUGAAGAUUCUGAUUAA
Meloidogyne enterolobii is the source of this 846-nucleotide messenger RNA. Lineage: Eukaryota; Metazoa; Nematoda; Chromadorea; Rhabditida; Meloidogynidae. The record is from the annotation of a GenBank genome assembly.